This is a messenger RNA of Phytophthora sojae, 579 nucleotides long. RefSeq lists its product as hypothetical. NCBI's taxonomy places the organism in Eukaryota, Oomycota, Peronosporomycetes, Peronosporales, Peronosporaceae. The record is from RefSeq and is a predicted model, not a curated record. The transcript has a single exon. Bases 1 to 579 code for a protein of 192 amino acids.
AUGCGUCUAUCACUCCUGUUCUUCGUGGCAGCCACGGUCGCUCUGCUCUCUAGUGUCACUGCCGAGUCCGCAAACGGCGUUUCCCACCGACUCCUGAGAUCUGCGAGUAGUCCGGAGGAGUUGCGUGGCCUCAAGGCGCAAGCCGUGGAUGAGAGCGACGAUAGUGAAGAUCUGACUGAAGAACGCGGCGGCAACGGUCUCUCCAGUGCGGCGGCCAAGUGGAAGAAGAUCCGCACGAGUGUGCGUCUGAAAGAGCUUCAGGAGGCUCUGGCGAUCGCGAAAAUGGAAGUGAAAGCGGCAGCUCUGGCGGCGGCUCAAGCAGCGACGAAAGCCAAGCAGAUGGAGGCUGUGUCCAAGUUUUUGGAUGAUGCCGAGAUUGUCACGAAGAUGGCGAAAGACGCCACCUACAGGACCGACGUGUACAAGGGAUGGCACAACAUGGGCAUCGAGCCGGAGAUAGUGUUCAAGACUAUUGCCGAGUCUGGCAAGUACACUGGUGUCAAGUGGUACACUGUCGGUGAAGGCUACCUCAACCACUUGUCGGACAUUGCAAGGGCCGCUGCUAAAAAGACCACUUAA